UCGGUGCGCUCAGUAACAGUAUGGGCUAUACGCUUUGGAUUUAAAUAAAGCCACGCUUUGCCGUUUUCGCUCACUGGGACUACGGAGAGAGUUUGCCUUUUAGUGGCUGAGAUUGUAUGAAGUGAUAAAAUCUCCUCGGACAGCCAGUCCAGUUGGAUGCCUUUGUACAGCUCUAUCUGAAGGAAACGUUUUUGCUCAGCCACUUGAACUUUGAAGUACCGCGGCAUUCCUAGGGGCUAGAAACCUGGUGUGUUUAAAGCAAAUGGCUCACCCGAAAGAUUUCUCCAAUGGACAUCUACACUGUCGUCAGAAAAAGAAUAACUUCUUAAAACACGAAAUCCACAAAAAAAACGGCGUGGUUAAGGAAACUAAGGGAAAUGGUGUAGCAAAUGGAACUGCCUAUAGAAGACCUUUUAAUGAAUCCUUUGAACAACCAGCCACGUAUAUUGCUGUGCUUACAUUUCUUGGUUUUGCAUUUGCAUGGAUAUUUGGCUACAUUAAAGAUUUCUUAAGAGCCUGGGAAUUACAGAAAAGAGUUGGCACUACAGAACGGGAAGAGCAAAAGGAUUUUGUUCCACUGUAUCAAGAUUUUGAACACUUCUUUACAAGAAACCUCUAUGUGAGAGUAAGAGACAAUUGGAACCGCCCGAUCUGCAGUGCUCCUGGGCCAAAAUUUGAUAUGCUGGAGCGUGUUUCAGAUGACAACAACUGGACAUUUAGGCUCACAGGAAGAAUAAUGAAGAAUGUAAUCAAUAUGGGUUCAUAUAAUUACCUUGGCUUUGCAGAAACUGAACGUAAUGCUUUGAAAACUGUGAACUCAGUGUUAUAUAAAUAUGGUACAGGAGUAUGUAGCACCAGACAGGAAAUGGGAAACCUUGAUAAACAUGUGGAGUUAGAAAAAAUGAUAGCACAAUUUGUUGGCGUUGAAGCAGCUCUGGCAUUUGGUAUGGGAUUUGCUACAAAUUCUAUGAAUAUUCCAGCAUUAGUAGGGAAGGGAUGUCUAAUUUUAAGUGAUGAGUUGAAUCAUGUUUCACUUGUUCUUGGUGCAAGGCUGUCGGGUGCUACAAUUAGAAUCUUUAAACACAACAAUAUGCAGAGCUUAGAAAUGCUGUUGAAGGAUGCAGUAAUACAUGGACAACCUCGAAGCCGAAGAGCAUGGAAAAAAAUUCUUAUUCUAGUAGAGGGCAUUUACAGUAUGGAAGGCUCUAUUGUACACUUGCCAGAAGUUGUUGCCUUAAAGAGAAAAUACAAAGCCUACGUCUACUUGGACGAAGCCCAUAGCAUAGGUGCUGUUGGUCCUACAGGAAGGGGAGUUGUGGAAUACUUUGGAAUGGAUCCUAACGAUGUUGAUGUAUUGAUGGGAACGUUCACAAAAAGUUUUGGAGCAGCUGGAGGUUAUAUAGCUGGCAAAAAGGAAUUAGUGGACUACUUACGAGUUCACUCACAUAGCACAACCUAUGCCACAUCUAUGUGUCCGCCUAUAGCAGAACAAAUUAUAAGAGCAAUGAAAUGCUUGUUGGGACUAGAUGGGACCACACAAGGACGUCAACGAAUCAAUCAGCUAGCAGAAAAUACAAGGUACUUCAGAAGAAAACUGCAUGAAUUAGGCUUCAUUAUUUAUGGCAAUGAAGAUUCUCCUGUUGUUCCUUUACUCCUUUAUUUACCUGGUAAAGUUGGGACUUUUGCAAGACUCACACUGUCCAAAAACAUUGGUGUGGUUGUAGUUGGCUUCCCAGCUACCCCACUCACAGAAUCCAGGGCUCGUUUUUGUGUGUCCGCUGCUCAUACACGGGAGAUCUUAGACACGGUCCUGGAUGCUCUAGAUGAACUGGGUGAUUUUUUGGGUCUGAAAUAUUCCCGGAAUGCUAGGUCAUCUCGUCCUGAACUAUAUGAUGAAACAAGCUUUGAACUUGAAGAUUAAGCUUCCCUCCCAUGGAGACACCAGAAUGAUGUUACAAGGAGUAGAUGGGGAUCUCAACAAUAGGAAUGCAUUUCCCUUUUUCUAAGGACAGUUUUUGCUUCACAGUUAAUUGAACCAAGAGAAGCAUUGUAUGUGUGUUUUUACCAGAUUGGAUUCUGUGUGCAAAGGACCAGAAUAUUGCUGCAGUUCUCUCACCAAGAAAUACAAGUAUUAUUAUUAUUAUUAAUAUUACUAUUACUAUUAUUAUACCCCAAUACAAACUUUAAUGCACUAAAUCAGUUGCUAUUACACAGCCUUCAUUUGCUGUUUUAAAAGCAGAGUUUGAAAAAAUUUAAUUAUGAUUACACUUUUUUUGAAAAAUGACUUGGAAUAUAGUAUUGUAGCUGAAAAAGGUUAUCUUGUUCAAUUGGCUUUCAUUUAUAGAAGAGGGAGAUCUUCAUUGCAGCUUACCAGGAUUUAGGCAAAAAUACCCCCCAUCAAAUAGAAAUACUUUGACCUGCUGAGUUAACAGGAGCCUGAUUCAGGGGUAGUCAGUGGUCCUUCGUGGCUUUGUAUAAUUUCAUUAUCGUUAGAAAGUUUUGAGAAAGGAAGAAAAACCACAAUUCAUCUUUGCUACUUGGUAUUUUUAAAAACAUUUUUAUAUUUUAAUUAUACCAAGAAUAAGCCAAAACAAUGUUAAUUUAAAUUCAACUGUUUAUGCAUUGAAUUAUUUCAUAAUUUAAAAAAGGGGAGUGUUACUUAUUUAAUUUUCAAGGAGGUUUUUAGGAUUGUCACGCACAAUUUUAAUAACCAUUUCACUUUCCCAUUUGCAAUGUAUUAAGCCUUCCCAUAUACAAAAAGCAGAUGACAUUUGUAAGACUGCUUUCUUUAUUCCUGAAUAUUCAUUGGCUUGGUAAGCAUACUGCUGAACCAAAACACUCAGGCUAUUGCAGAAUAUAAUCCUCAAAUAUCUUACCAUUUGUGACUGCCAUCUUUACGUUGAAAGAGUAAUCCUUUUACAUUACUACUUCUAUGAGAUAUACUUAACACAGGAGACCACAGUGAAUGUUCUUUUCUGCAAGGUUGAUAUAUCCAUUUUUUUCUUAAGGUUGAAAUUAUUAACUCUUUUAAGAACAUGACCAACUGAUUUGAAAAUAGCAUUGGAGAUUACAGGAACAGGUGGAUAUAAUCCCACUUCUGUUUCUCCAAAUGAACGGGACCAGGACUAAUGAGAAUAUACUGCUGUCUCCAGACUGUUGUCCAGUCUCAACAGUUCAGGUCUCAGGUAGCUAUACACACACCCGCUCUCUAAGAUAACCAGUUGGAAGGCAUUUCUGCCACUUUUGAGAUACAAGCCAUUCUGAAAGUCUGAUGGUACUGUAAACAUGUCUGAUCAAGAGAUGGCUUAGGUUUCUGUUUCACAGAUGUAUUUUACUUUCAUGUUCUUGAAAGCUGUGGUAUCCACUUAACACACAGCUGCAAAAUUAGAUUUAAGAACCAAACAGUUAAAUUGUGGAAUAGCAAUUACAGUAUGGGACUCCCUUGCUUGUUCAAGCAGCUUUGAGGAUGAAACAAGGCUGAUUAGUUUUGAGGUCCCUUUUUGUUAUUCAAGUUAAUAAAAUUCAAUGUGGCUAUAAUGUUAAAAAUGGACCACCGUGCAUUCCAGGAUAUCGGAUGUCUGCUUCAGAAGUAUAGGAGGUUAGAGGAGUGAAUUGUACAGUGUUGUAUGAUUGUUCACUUUGGCAAACGAACUUGAGAAACACUAAACAGGCCCAUGUUUGUGCAUUAUACUAAAACUACUGUAUAAAAAA
Molecule: messenger RNA, 3711 nt
Organism: Candoia aspera
Lineage: Eukaryota; Metazoa; Chordata; Lepidosauria; Squamata; Candoiidae
Gene: SPTLC3
Product: serine palmitoyltransferase long chain base subunit 3
Exons: 12
Coding region: 263-1921 (552 amino acids)
Biological process (GO): sphingosine biosynthetic process; ceramide biosynthetic process
Cellular component (GO): serine palmitoyltransferase complex
Molecular function (GO): serine C-palmitoyltransferase activity; pyridoxal phosphate binding
Source: RefSeq, a predicted model, not a curated record